This is a messenger RNA of Salvelinus sp. IW2-2015, 2251 nucleotides long. NCBI's taxonomy places the organism in Eukaryota, Metazoa, Chordata, Actinopteri, Salmoniformes, Salmonidae. The record is from RefSeq and is a predicted model, not a curated record.
CUUCCUCCUCUGUCCCAGGCACCCAGGAUGUCUCAGUACUCUGGUGGUUUCUCCUCCCGCUCGGCGAUGGACCUGAGUGGUGGUCAGAGGCUCAGCAUGGGGGGUGGAGGAGGAGGAGGAGGAGGAGGAGGGUACCAGUACCACGAUAACAUGAGCCUGAGCGGGGGCUACCAGGGGGGAGGGGGUUACCAGGUUGGAGGAGGAGGGGCCAUGAGGCAACAGAUGUCCACCGUGAACCGGGCGAUGAGCCGUACUCCCGGCCCAGACCUAGAGACCAUGUCCCUGCGCUCCGUUAGGCUCCAGAACAUGCCCGCUCAGCCGUCCCCAGUGGCAGCCUGGGUGGAUGCGGAUGGCAGCGAUGGGGUCAGCCUCGUCUCGGACCACGAUGCCACAUUCAACCGUCAGCAGUCUGUCUACAGCACCGUGAAUGGAGGAGCCUACAGCUCUGGGACCCAGAUGAGACAGGCAGGAGGAGGAGGAGGGUCCAUGACCUACCAAGCCCCCAUGAGGAUGGGAGGAGAGGAGAUGAUGAUGGUCCAGCAGCAGCAUUCCUUUAAAGGGCCAGCGUUCCGCACCAUCAGCAGGAUCAACAACAGGAACAACAGGAUGUCCAUGGGCUCCAUGUCUGGUGCUUCUACCCUCCCACCUGGGGGAAGUAGCUACGGCAGUGGAGGGGGAGGCUUCGUCAUGUCUGGGGCUUCCACCCUCCCCUCUGGGGGAAGUAGCUAUGGCGGUGGAGGUGGCGGUGGAGGAGGAUUCAUGAUGGGCCAGAUGUCAUCUGGGUCUCAAGGGAAUCUGAUGAUGAUGCAGCAACACAGACAGACCACUCUGCCCAGGACCAUGUCUAUCAAGAGCAUGCACAGUGUUGGGAAGGGCAUGGAUAUCUACGACAGGCAGAUGGACAUGACAGACAGCAUGGGCAACCUCAGCAGGAUCAAUAACCUGGACAUGGCUACGGCGGUGAGGUACCUGGCAGAGGGGGAUGCUGAGCUGCAGGUUCUGGGAGCAGCUUUUAUCCAACAUGAGUGUUACAACGACACCGAGGCCAAGAAAGAGGUGCACCGCUAUAAGGGCAUCCCAGAGCUGGUGAGGCUGUUCAACAGUGAGAACCAGGAGGUGGCUCGCUACGCCACGGGCGCCACCAGGAACCUCAUCUACGAGAACAUGGACAACAAGGUGGCCCUUAUCGAGGGGGGAGGGAUCCCACAACUCAUAGAGGCUCUGAAGGUGAAUGACGACGAGCUACGCAAGAACAUCACAGGUAUUCUGUGGAACCUGUCAUCCAAAGACAACCUGAAGGAGAAACUAGCCAAGGAGACGCUCGCUGAGCUCACAGAGAGGAUCCUGAUCCCGCUCUCAGGAAGUGGAGACACUGAGGUCAUCCAGCGGAGCCCCUCUGAGGUUGACAUCUUCUACAACACCACCGGAUGUCUCAGCCUCGCUAGAGGAAGGCAAGGUGGAGGAAAAGGGAGUGGAGAACGCAGUGUGUGUUAUGAGGAACCUCUCCUAUCAGCUGUACAGUGAGAUCCCGCCCUCGGCCAUGCUACGUCUGGAAGGACCAACCAGAGGCCAGGACACCAGCAGGAGUGAAGCCAUUGGUUGCUUCACCCCUCAGAGCAAGAAAGUAAAAAAUAAGAUGAACCAGGACCUGGUUACAUUCACGGAGGUGGCCCGCGUGCCCAAGGGUCUGGAGUGGCUGUGGCACCCCCAGGUGGUGGGACUGUAUAACCGCGUGCUGCAGGGCUGUGAGUUCAACUUCACCACCCGCGAGGCUGCAGCCGGGGCGCUGCAGAACAUCACAGCUGGAGACAAGAGAUGGGCGGGGGUGCUGAGUCGUGUGGCUCUCGAGCAAGAGAGGAUGCUUCCUGUGAUGUUGGACAAACUGAGGACCAAUAAUGACCUGGAGCUGAGAUCCCUCACCGGCUUCCUCAGAAACCUGUCACGCCAUGCCAAGGACAAGAACGCCAUGGCAACCAAGACAGUGAACAACCUGGUGGACAAGCUGCCUGCUGACGGUCAGCAGAAAGAGCCGUCCAGCGACGUGGUGGUCAACAUCUGUGGAGCGUUGAACAACCUGGUGACCUGCAGCUCCGUCGCAGCCCGCGACAUCACUUUCUUUGACGGGCUGCAAAAACUGGUGGCCAUCAAGAACUCCAACGACAGCAGGUACGGGAUGAGGAGAAUGCUGGGUCGUUCCCACCGAGUACGUGUAAUGUUUGACUUCACCUCAUGUUGACACUCUGUCAUAAAG